AUGUGCUUUCAGGAGCAGCUGGAGGAGUACACGAGCAGCCAUGACCUGGCUGAGGGCUGGGUCCUGGCGCAGAGGUUUGGAGAGGGAGGAGAUAAGUUGGUGCCGGUUGAGUCCAUGGAGAAGAUCCAGUGGCAGCACCAGACGCUCGGGGUUGAUCAUAAACCCGCAGUCAGCUGGGAACACGUGGUGGACCUGACGUACUCCAUGCACUUGGGAAAGAAGCACAGAUUCAUAGAGCAGGAUGAGGCUGCGGUGCAGAAGUUUCGGUCUGUGCCCCCGGGCUGGAGCUACGAGCGCGACAUGGAGCUGGGACGCUUCCUGUACGAUCACAGCGAGAGGAAGCUGCAGCACAGGGACUGCGUCAAGGAGCAUGUCAGCAGCAUCGAGGUCUCCUCGCAUGCGGAGAGCUGCGGUGCAGCCCAUCUGACCGACGAUCAGACAGACACCUUCUGGGAGAGCAACGGGCCCUCGGGGCAGCACUGGGUGCGGCUCAACAUGAAGAGAGGUGCCGUUGUCAAGAAGCUGUGGCUGAUGCUGGACAGGCAGACCAACUCCUACAUACCCAGGCGGGUGGCCGUGUAUGGCGGGGCACCAGACAGGCUUCAGCACUUGAAAACCGCCCUUGUUAAUGAGAACAGAUCCCGGCACGCCUGCAUCUUCCGUGACAUGAAGACUCACCUCCCAGUGCUGGAGAUCCGCAUCUUGGAGUGUCAGGACCAAGGGAUCAAUGUCCGCCUGCAAGGGAUUAAGAUCGAGUCCUUCUGGGAAUGGGACCUGACCCUCAAUGCUGACAUGUUCCAGCCAGCCCGACUGGUGCGCUACCCUCUCCUGGAAGGGGUGGACGCCGACGUGCUGUACCGGCGGGCCGUGCUUAUUCAGAGGUUCGUCCAGCUCCUGGACAGUGUCCUGUGUUACCUGAUCCCCGUCUCUGAGGACAGUAUCGGCACCUUCAAUGCAAUCAGAAGCAUGAAGCCCUUCCUGGUGCUGUCCAAGCAAAGCGCAGGCCUCAUCGCCCACUGUCUCCAGUCCUCAGAGAGCAACCCCCCUUCCAACAUGCCACAGCUGCACAUCAACCGGCGGCUGGCCUGGGAGCACCGCUCCAACCCUGCGCUGGACCCCAGCUGCAAGAACUCUGCUCCCCUCCAGCUGUACAAAAGCCUCAGAUCUUCCAAGAACAAUCAGCCCCUGGACUACAGGUGGCCCUUGAGCUACAGCCAGUGGUGGAAGUGUGAGUUCAUCACCGAGGGCAUCAUGGACAACGGUGGCGGUUUUCGGGACAGCCUGUCAGACAUAUCGGAGGAGCUGUGUCCCAGCUCAGGCGACGUCCCUGUGCCCCUGCCCUUCUUCGUGCGCACCUCCAACAAGGGUAACAGCAGCAGUGACGCCAGGGACAAGUAUGUCCCCAACCCCUCCUGCAAGGACUUCCCCAAGUAUGAGUGGAUUGGGCAGCUGAUAGGAGCAGCCCUGAGGAGCAAGGAGUUUCUGAUCCUGGCUCUGCCGGGGCUGGUGUGGAAGCAGUUGGCGGGGGAGGAGGUCAGCUGGAGCAAUGACUUGGUCACGGUGGACUCAGAGCUGGUGAAGCUGCUGGAGGUGCUAGAGGGGGUGGACAGGGAAGCCUUUGAGUUCAUGUUCGGCAGAGAGCUGACCUACACGAUUGCAGCCAUGCGUGCUGGGCUGCUCUGUGUGGUGCCCCAGCUUGUGCUGGACCUGCUCACCUGGCAGCAGCUGGAGAAGAAGGUCUGUGGAGACCCCGAGAUCACGGUGGCUGAACUGCAGAGGUUCAUGACAUUUGAUGGCUUUUCCUCCGGCGACACCCGUAUCCAGAUCUUCUUGGAGGCACUCAACAACUUCACCAGCGAGGAUCUCAGACGCUUCCUCAAGUUCGUCACUGGCCGGAGCCGCCUCCCAGUUGAGAUCAUUGUCUACCCGGAGAGGUCAAAUGUGAACACACUAGACCUGAUGCCAGAGGCCUCCACGUGCUCCUGCACCUUCUACUUACCCAACUAUUCCUCGGCCAAGGUCUGUGAGGAGCUGCUGCGAUACGCCGUGUACAACUGUGCGUCCAUUGACACCGACAAGGACACCUGGGAUGAAUGA
This is a messenger RNA of Tauraco erythrolophus (red-crested turaco), 2097 nucleotides long. Lineage: Eukaryota; Metazoa; Chordata; Aves; Musophagiformes; Musophagidae. The record is from RefSeq and is a predicted model, not a curated record.